Molecule: messenger RNA, 438 nt
Organism: Coprinopsis cinerea okayama7#130
Lineage: Eukaryota; Fungi; Basidiomycota; Agaricomycetes; Agaricales; Psathyrellaceae
Exons: 2
Coding region: 1-438 (145 amino acids)
Biological process (GO): mitotic sister chromatid cohesion
Cellular component (GO): Ctf18 RFC-like complex
Source: RefSeq, a predicted model, not a curated record
AUGAUCAUCCCAAUAACCCUCUCCACAGACGGCAUUUGCAACCCAAAGUUACCGCACGGUCUCGCCAAGAUCGCAAACGAUGAGAUCGUCCUGGUCGAGUUGCAAGGCUCGCUCGACGUAGAAGCAAAGCAUCCAUCAGAGCGUAAUGGCAAGCUUGUAGGGAAACUUAGCAUUGAUGAGGGCUCGAACAAGCCUACGUUAAGAAUUGGCCAUCAUCUCUUGGAAGGCAAAAUCGCGACGAUCAACAAGCCACUCGCCAUCUUGCAUCGUUCACAUGCCAAUGCUUCUACUAGCACGGGUGCGAUGGCUGUGGACGAGGAAGAAAGCCAGGUAGGAGAAUCGCAGACUGGCGACGUUGCUCCCUGGGUGAUCCUCGGGGUCGUCAGGAAGAAGAUCGUCUUCUCGAAGAGACCUAUGCCACUCGCAAAGCCCAAGUAG